Molecule: messenger RNA, 1499 nt
Organism: Pseudo-nitzschia multistriata
Lineage: Eukaryota; Bacillariophyta; Bacillariophyceae; Bacillariales; Bacillariaceae
Source: the annotation of a GenBank genome assembly
ACCAAUAUUGCAAGAUGGAUGUAAACAAAACAGCAAGCAUCAGCCUCGAGGCACAAAAUGCGAGAAGAAAUCGAAUGACGACCGUAGGAGAGCAGGCUACGUCGAGAAUCUGUUUUGAGAAGUACGACGAGGACAAGACGGGUGAGUUUUGUUUCGUCGAUUUGCGUGUCGAGGAAUGUGUGCCUGCUUUGCAUUGCGUACCAGGUGAUUCAUUGACCGCAUCAUUGCAUUCCCUCUCCGGACAUAGGCUCUCUCAACCGCGUCCAACUCAGCAAUGCCAUCCAAGAGAUCACGGGAGACGACAAGGUCGAAAUGAACCACGUCGAGAUGUUGCUCGACGAAUUUGACACCGAUCACAGCGGGACGAUCGAUUUGUCCGAAUUUCGCGUCCUCGAAAAAUAUCUGAGGAGACACUCAAGAGGGAGAAAGAAAAGUGGCAAAGAAACGAAGGAAAAAAGGAGGUCGUCGGCGAUUUCGGUAAGAAAUGGUCGAUUUCAAUACGUCGUGGUCAUUAUUGAAGAAUCGCUCUAACACCCAUUUGAUUCUAUACUUGACCGAACAAAGGUUUGCAUUCACGAGCUCGCAAUGUUGAUGGAAGAAGAUGAAAUGUGUGACAGCAAGGAGUUCUCUGAGAUAAGCAUCGGGCUCACCAGUCGUACCGAACACAGCAUCGGGCUCACCACUCGUACUGAUGCCACUGUGGGCAGUGGGUUCAAUCUUUCAAGACUCGUCGAUAGGGUUGUUCUGAAGGCCCACCACGACAACAUGUUGAUCCUCCACGAUAUAUCGCACAAGCUCUAUCCGUUCAAAAGCAUGCUCUGUGUCCAAGAUGCCAACUUGGAUCUCACUAUUUCCCAUAACAACAGCCGGGCAUUAGAUUUUGACGCACUUUUCGACGACUCCGACUCCGAUUCGGACGACGAAGAGGAGUCCGAUCCGGACUUUGAAUCACAAUACCCUCCCUCGCAAAUGCGUUGUCUUGCCCUUGUCUCACACAAUGGGAUGAAAAAGACCAUGCGGGAAUUCGUAACUGCAAACAAGAACAUUCUCAAGAAAUUCCGUCUCACCGGAACCAACAGCACCAUGACCAUGCUCACGGAAGUCUUCAAGGACGAAGAACCGGGAACCGUAAUGUUCGGACCCUCCUGCGCCUCGGGGCCGCUCGGAGGUGACGCCGAAUUGGUCGCGCUCAUGGUCUCUGGAAAAAUCGGCGGAGUCAUGUUCUUCCAGGAUCCGAUGGACUCCCACCCACACAGGGCCGACAUCGAUUGUCUGGUCCGCCAAGGUCUUGUCCACAACACCAUCAUGGCCGAGAAUCCUGCCACGGCCCUGAUGCUAUUGGAUACCAUGCGGAACGCCCUCAUGAACGGAAAGGCGGAACUCAUUCCUUCCUUCUUCUUUUCUCUCCAGUCUCCUACAGUGGAGGCCUACAAAAAGAAGCAAAAGGCCGUUGUGGAAAGUCACGCGAAGUAAUCCGAAAAAGGCGUAUUUGUCACACU